Messenger RNA from Symbiodinium natans, 699 nucleotides. The record is from the annotation of a GenBank genome assembly. Lineage: Eukaryota; Dinophyceae; Suessiales; Symbiodiniaceae.
AUGAAAUGCUUUGCGGCCUUAGCAGUGGUGCUGCCCUGUGCGCUCGCCGGCACGAAUGAGGUAGGGAAGAAGUUCCUCGAAGAGAAUGCCAAGCGAGAAGGCGUGGUCACUUUGCCAUCCGGGUUGCAGUACAAAGUCCUCCGUGAGGGACAUGGCGAAAAGAGCCCACUGGUGGGAACGCCAUGCGAAUGCCACUAUGCCGGAACCACUCCGAGCCUGACUCCCGAUGCCAUCGAGAAGGAGGAGGGCGAAUGGGCGGAGUUCGACUCUUCCUACAAGCGAGGCAGCCCCACGACCUUCGCACCAAACCAGGUCAUCAAGGGAUGGACCGAGGCCAUGCAGCUCAUGGUGGAAGGAGACAAGUGGCAGAUGUACAUCCCCUCCGAGCUGGGCUACGGCGACGGCGGUUCGGGAGCGAAGAUCAAGGGAGGUGACGUGCUGAUCUUCAACAUGGAGAUCAUGAAGAUCAAGGGCGACAGCAAGCCUGCCGAUCGAUGUGACAUCGAGACUUUGAAAGGCUGCAGCGACAAGGCCAAGACGUACAUCGAGAAGCAGAACAAGCUCACCGCGGACAAGCGGAAGGCCGAGCUCAAGCGACUGGAGGGCAUGAAGGGCAACGACAUGAAGGAGGACAACAAGAACUGGCUGAUGUCCCGGAUAGGCCUGCUCAAGAAGCUUACGACCAAGGAUGAGCUGUGA